AUGACAGAAAACUCUGAGGUUAUCUUAUAUUUUGAAGACGUUUUACCAAAAACUGGAUGGGGCCUCUACUACAAGUUUAUGUUGGGAAUGGCGUAUGUUUCAUAUUUUGCUAAUUCCACGACACUAUUUUGUGUAACAGUAGCAAUUCCUUUAUCAACAUGUGAAACUAAAACUCCCAAAAAUAUUUUGUAUGCCAUUUUUGUUAGCUUUACUAUUGGAAGAUAUAUCGGCGGUCUGGUCCUUAAUUGUCUUUGUGACAUAUUUGGAAGAAAAAAGUUUAUAUCACACAGCCUGGUAGCAAAUUUUGCAGCAACUUUUAUAGCAGCAUUCGCAUUUAAUUAUUACCUGAUUAUUCUCGCUGCUGUAUUUCUGGGAAGCUCCUUUGAACAUCAGAAAAAUGUAGUUAAAAUCCAUCUGGCGGAAAUAUUGCCAAAGAAAAAACGUGGUCACUAUUUAGCUGUAUGUGAUCUUGUCUGGACUUUAGGAUUUCUACUUUGUGCAAUUAUAACUUAUUUUCUCAUACCGCCGUCUUAUACGGAGCAUAAAGUAGUUUAUAUGAGGUUAACUACUUGGAGAAUGCUCUUUGCAGUAUCUGGAGGACUAAAUUUAAUGUUAGCUUGUGCUUCUUCCUUACUAGAAGAAAGCCCUAGGUAUUUUCUAUACGUAGGAAAAGAAUAUCUUGCUUUAUUGACACUGAAACAAUUUUAUGCUAUAAAUAGAUCUCUUUAUGGAAAUUCAUUUGACCUUAAGGAAACUGAUAUAACAAACAUUAUUUCUGACUAUGGUCUCUUUUAUCACCCAGAUGAUACUGGAUUCGUAAGAUCCAUAAUUGAUAUAACUGCUGUAAUGUUAAAAACGGUAAAAGUGCUAUUUUUAGGUCCCUUCUUAAGAAGUACUCUAAUUUUAUUAACUGUGAACUGUGUCUUAAAUAUUCUAUCAUUGGUCAAUAUCAACAUACUAUUAUCAAAAUUAGUGACAAGUGAAAAUGUAACAUCUGGUAUAGAAUUAGCGUAUGUACCAUUUUACAUGAAUAAUACAUUUUGUCCAAGUCUUACAGAAAACAAACUUUUCUACAACUUCUUUAUGAUCUCAACCAAUACUGUUCUUGCACAAUUGGUAAUGUUGUGGUUGAUAGAUCGCAUCCAACGAAAAAUACUUCUAUUUUCGUGUAUGGCUCUAACUGGAUUAUCGUUUAUUGUACUUUAUCAUGUUAAAGAUGAUAUGACUAAAAUGAUUUUAUCUUCACUUGUUAUGUUUUUUGUAAGUAUAGCAAUGGUUGUUGUUUCAGUCGUUAUUAUAGAAGUAUAUCCUACUGCACUUCGGGGAACUGCUCACGGUGUGAAUGUUUGUAGAAAAAAUCCAAAUAAUCCUGUCAGUUUGGAAAAAUACAGACAAGUUUUUAAUGAUUAUAAUCUUGGAUUUUUCGUUCCAAAAAAGGACCAGUGCAGGAAGUGCUUAAAUUUUCAUAGUGCGAGUAAAAGCACUGCAGAGAUGCAGGAGGAAUUCAGACUGCACCUCCAAAAACGAGAUGAUGCUCGAGGUGAACGGGAUAAGGAUAAAAAAAUGAUUCAAUCUGAAGAAAGAACUCCCUCAUUUAAUUUUGAUCUACAGGCAGUACUGAAUACGCCAAAAGGACCAGCAGAUGCCGACGAAAAAAAAGCAUAUAGCCAAGGUGAUGUGAGACAUGCUUUAGAUGCCAUUAAAGGAGGCACACCUUUUUUAGCCGCAGCGAGGAAAUAUAAUCUGUCGAGAACUGCACUUAUUGGAAAGUUCCAGGGCAUAUACUCAAAAGAUUGUCGCAGCGAAGCACCUUCUGUACUAUCCAUUCAUGAAGAAAAUCUAUUUAUUAUCUUUAAUCAUUCAUAUAUCUAA
Molecule: messenger RNA, 1872 nt
Organism: Diabrotica balteata
Lineage: Eukaryota; Metazoa; Arthropoda; Insecta; Coleoptera; Chrysomelidae
Source: the annotation of a GenBank genome assembly